This is a messenger RNA of Amphiprion ocellaris (clown anemonefish), 2814 nucleotides long. Its product is annotated as solute carrier family 13 member 2. NCBI's taxonomy places the organism in Eukaryota, Metazoa, Chordata, Actinopteri, Pomacentridae. The coding region runs from base 177 to 2174 and encodes 665 amino acids. Gene Ontology annotation, biological process: monoatomic anion transmembrane transport. The record is from RefSeq and is a predicted model, not a curated record. Gene Ontology annotation, molecular function: transmembrane transporter activity. The transcript has 12 exons. Gene Ontology annotation, cellular component: membrane.
GGCCCUCACUCUAAAGUUAAUUUUUAAUCCUUCGUCAGGGUGACAUCCUGCAUGCAUGGCAAUAUGUAUUGUGAAUUGAUGUGUUACCACCUGACAUAAAAGUUAACUGGUGUCACUAACUUUUUUUUAUCUUCCGACUCUUCAAUGCUUUGGAUGUCCAUCUCACUUUUGGGAUCAUGGCUGGAUUUUUAAAAUGUUUGUGGAGGUUUAGGAAUUUCAUUGUAAUAAUCCUUACACCUCUCUUACUUCUGGCUCUGCCGCUUGUCAGCCCAACCCCGGAGGCAAAAUGUGGUUUUGCGAUAAUCCUCAUGGCGCUGUACUGGUGUACAGAGUGUAUCCCUCUGGCUGUGACAGCUCUGCUGCCUGUUGUCCUCUUCCCAAUGAUGGGCAUCAUGGAAGGAACUGAGGUAGUUCUAAAUCUAUACUUGAUAGUGAUCGAUUAUUACGUUUUAAAUUUUUUUAAAUUAUUAUUAUUCUCCCUAUUUUUUUGUAGGAUUAACAAGUCAGCGAGCUCCAGAAUAUUUUUUGCUCUUCAACAUGAUUUUAUUUUGAUUAUCUUUUCUUCUCUUGUCCAGGUUUGCAUUCAGUACCUGAAAGACUCCAACAUGCUGUUUUUUGGUGGGCUGGUGGUGGCCAUCGCUGUGGAGCACUGGAACCUGCACCAGAGGAUCGCCCUUCAAGUUCUGCUUGUUGUGGGGGUGAAGCCAUCACUCCUGAUGAUGGGUUUUAUGAGCACCACGGCCUUCCUGUCCAUGUGGAUCAGCAACACAGCUGCCACAGCCAUGAUGCUGCCCAUCUCCAGCGCUGUGCUGCAGCAGCUGUCUGACACAGAGGCCAACGCUGAAGAAAGAGAAUAUAGGCUGACUGCUGCAAUGGCUGGUCAGGACAACCAGACGUUUGAGUUGGAUGACACCAAACAAACCAACAACAAGGAGCUCAAACCAGAGGACAGCAGCAUCAGCAUGGAUAAAGAUCAAGAUGGUAACUUCAAAGGCAUGAAAGAACUCACGGAAAAUGGUGUUACAUCAAAUGUUUGUGACAUGAGUCCUGACUCAGAGCAGCGAAGACUGAAGAGGGAGCAGAAAUAUGCAAAACUGUUAAAAGGCAUGAGCCUGAGUGUUUGUUACUCCGCCACCAUUGGAGGAACGGCCACUCUCACUGGAUGCACACCCAACGUCAUUAUGAAGGGCCAGCUUGAUGAACUCUUUCCAGAAAACGGGGGCAUAAUCAACUUUGCAACCUGGUUUGGCUUCGCGUUCCCCACCGUGGUGCUAAUGCUUGCCCUGUCUUGGUUGUGGAUCCAGUUUAUGUUUUUGGGCUUUAACUUGAAAAAGUCCUGUGGAUGUGGCACAAACAAAGAUGGUGACAGGGAGGCCUACCGAGUGAUCAAAGAUCAGUACAAAAAGUUGGGCGGGAUGACCUUCGCUGAGGUCUGUGUGCUGGUUAUCUUCACGUUGGUGGUUCUGAUGUGGUUCACCAGAGAGCCUGGGUUCAUACCCGGCUGGGCCACUGUGCUCUUCAACAAAGACAAACCGUACGUCACAGAUGGCACUGUGGCCAUAUUAAUGUCAUCACUCUUCUUCUGCAUCCCGUCUAAUUUGCCCAGAUGCUUUGGGAAGUCCAAAGAUGGGUCACCUCCAGAAGCCCCCACACCGAUGCUUAAUUGGGGUGUUGUCAAUGAAAGGAUGCCUUGGAACAUCAUUUUGCUCCUGGGAGGGGGCUUUGCUUUGGCCCACGGAAGUGAGAAAUCUGGACUUUCUAAGUGGCUGGGAGAAUGUCUCUUACCGCUGCAGAGUGUCCCUCCUUUUGCCAUCUGCAUCCUUCUGUGUCUGCUGGUGGCCAUGUUCACCGAAUGUUCCAGCAACACCGCCACCACCACGCUAUUCCUACCAAUAGUCGCCUCCAUGGCUACUGCCAUUAAAAUCCACCCGAUGUAUGUCAUGCUUCCCUGCACCCUCGCUGCCUCGCUGGCUUUCAUGCUGCCUGUGGCCACUCCACCCAACGCCAUCGCCUUCUCCUAUGCCGACCUUAAAGUCAUGGACAUGGCCAAGACUGGAUUCAUGCUGAACUUAAUUGGAAUCAUUGCCAUCAACAUUGCCAUCAACACGUGGGGCGUUGCCAUGUUUCAGUUGAAUACCUUUCCAAGUUGGGCAAAUGUGACCAAGAGUCAUUGAAUGUGAACUCAAGGAAAAUAUCUUCCUGUUUAUCAGGAUUCCACCACUGGAGGAUUGCGCUGGCACAUGUCUUGGUAUUUGUCAUUAAGGCUCCAUCGUAUGCUCACACCAGUGCAGGCUAGUAUGCAAAUAGGUCUGUCCUUGAGCGAUGACACAGGUGCCCCUUUCGAUCUUUUACUCUACUUCACAGUGGGUAUGCUGAUCUGAAAUUUUGGAGUACUGUUCUGUGAUUUUUUUUUUCAACUGAACCAAAUUUCAGGUCAUUUAGAUAAAUCAUCUCGGGGACACUCUACCAAGCAGAUCAGAAGUUUGUUUUCUCAGUCAAAAAUGCCAUUUUUCUGUAGGAUUAACUUUAAUUUCAUGUGAAAGACAUGUUAUUUAAAACCAUUUUUAAUGCAAGCAGAUGCCAUUCUGAAUUGCAGUUAAUAUAUUGUUGCUAAACAUUUACAUUGUGAGUUCUAAUUGCAUUUGUAAUAAACAGUGUUACAUUAUUUGUUUAACCAAUAGAAAAAUGCCAGUGAUUUAGUUUUUUGCUAUUUGCAUACACUUAUGAUUGUAUCCCUUUAGACAGUAUGAUUGUUAUUUUUUAGCAGAUACUUGAAUCGCUCCUGUUAUUAAAAAUACUGAAUGGUUAACUAUG